AUUCAUGUGCAUGGUAAAGAAGGAGACAGCUCAAAGCAGUUACCAUGAAGAAACAGAAGAAUUCCCAUUUCACCGACACAAUAAACUUGUCAUCACCGGCUAGAUGUGCGUAACAUUCAAAGCAAAUGGGGUAGAGAAACAAGGCCAGAGAUGGGGUAGAUUAAUUUAGAGUUUUUGACUCAGUCUUCUUUUUCUUUACUGAAGAUGAUUACAAGUCAGAGCCGACUGACAACAACAUGAUUAUACUUUGAUCUCUUCUUCGAAUAAUUCCAAUCACAAACCUCCAGUUUACUUACAGCCCCAUAUACGAAAGCUUCUAAAUUUAUUAAAAAAUAACUUCUUUGAAAAGCUUAAGAAAUUAGCUACCCUUAACUUGUAUGUUUCUUGUUGGAGUUGAAGAAGAAGGAGAAGUGGACGGGUAGACAGAUAGAAGGAUACAAAAGAAAACAAGUCAUAGUCUUUUGUUUUCAUAUUCUUUGUUUCUCUUCUUUUAUUUCCCGUCCAAGACGAAAUAGUUAGUGGGUUGAGACUAUUCUUUGUCUCGCUGGCGCAGUCUGCAUUUCUUCACCAGAAAUUUCUCUUUUCUGGGAGUUCUUAUUUUGGUGUAAUUGUUAUAUCAAUACCUCUCCCAGACAAUUGACAAUCUUCAUAGAAUGCAAGACACAGAUUGUAGAAGCUUUUUGGUGGUUGUGACAGAGCUACAAGCCUUAAGUGAAGAGGUGGCAUCACUUGCAAGAAGCUCAGAAUCUGAGAUAGAAAUCUUCAAUGAAUUUACACUUAUUCUUGAGAAAUUCACCCCGAUUUUUGAUGGUAUAAAAGACAAUAGCAAGGUCAUGGACAUACCUCCAAUUCGAAAAGCAGUUGAAUCCCUUGAAAAAGAGCUUAGGCGAGCCAAGUCUUCGAUAAAAAAUUCCAGUUCAAGAUUACUUAGUAAGCAAAUGGAGGAUUUAACUCGAGAUAUUGGGCGAUCUUUAGGCCUUGUGCUCUUUGCAAGUAUUGAUUUGAAGUUAGAUAUCAAGGGAAAAAUUGGAGAAUUGCAUAAAGAAUUGAUGAAUGCCAAAUUUGAUAAGAGUUUAAGUCCUAGCCCUACCCCUAGCCAAAGUGCAAGUGCAAAUCCAAGUUGUGGAUCAGGGUACGCUAGUCCAAGCGCAAAUCCAAGUUGUGAAUCAGGGUACGCUAGUCCAAGCGCAAAUCCAAGUUGUGAAUCAGGGUACGCUAGUCCAAGCGCAAAUCCAAGUUAUGAAUCAGGGUUCGCUAGUAACUUGGAUUCUGAAAAAGAAACAGAAAUUGAGGAGGAAAUACAAGAAAUUGAGGAGGAAACAAUUAGUCUUGGAAUAGACGAUGUUGUGUUGCAGCUUAAGUAUGGUGAUGAUGAAGGACUGAGAUUUGCUAUUUUGAAUUUAAAUGAAAUGAUUACUGCUAAGUCAGUUGACAGAGAGUGGAUUAAAGAGGGAGAAAUUGUUUCAAUUCUGUUAAAUCGUUUAGGUACCAGCAAGCCAAACAAUCGGUUAAGUAUUAUUCGAGUCUUAAGAGGCCUUGCAUCAUAUAAUGCUGACAGCAAGGAGGAGAUGGCCGAUGUUGGGUCAUUAUCAGCAUUGGUGAAAUCUUUGACGCGAGAUGUAGAAGAGCGAAGGGAAGCUGUAGGGCUGUUGCUGGAUCUUUCAGAUCUUCCUGCAGUUUGGCGGCGGCUAGGCAGAAUUCAAGGGUGCAUUGUUAUGUUAGUUGCAAUGCUACUUGGGGAUGACCUAGUUGCUUCACAUGAUGCAGGGAAGUUGUUAGAUGCAUUGUCUAGCAAUACUCAGAAUGCACUUCAUAUGGCAGAAGCUGGUUAUUUUAAGCCAUUGGUGAAGUAUCUGCAGGACGGUUCUGACAUGUGUAAGAUCCUUAUGGCAACAGCACUUUCCAGGAUGGAGCUUACAGACCAAAGUAGAUCUUCCCUUGCAGAGGAUGGGGCAAUUGAACCUCUUGUUAAAAUGUUUAAAGUUGGGAAGCUCGAAGCCAAGCUAUCUGCAUUAAGUGCAUUGAAAAAUUUGUCUAUGUUGGAAGAGAACAUACCACGUCUGAUCAGUUCAGGAAUUGUGGCACUACUGCUUCAGCUUCUCUUCUCUGUAACAUCUGUGCUCAUGACUCUUCGGGAGCCUGCAUCGGCGAUUCUUGCAAGAGUUGCUCAGUCAGAAUCUAUUCUUGUCAACCAAGAUGUGGCUCAGCAGAUGCUUUCCCUUCUAAAUCUUUCUAGUCCAACAAUUCAGUAUCACCUCUUACAAGCACUCAAUAGCAUUUCUGCCCAUUCUAGUGCAUCAAAUGUUAGAAGAAAAAUGAAAGAAAAUGGUGCAAUUCAAUUGCUACUGCCCUUCUUGACAGAAACCAACGCAAAAAUCAGGACAGCUGCAUUGAAUUUGAUUUCCACUCUCUCUAAAGAUAUGUCAGGAGAAUUAACAGAACAGCUGGGAGAAGGCCAUAUUAACAUGUUUGUAAACAUUGUAUCGUCAUCAACAUCUGAAAGUGAAAAAGCUGCUGCAGUUGCCAUACUGAGCAAUUUACCUGUUAAUGAUAAGAAAGCUACAGAAUUACUUAAGAAGAUAGGUUUACUGCCUAUUCUGAUCUCCAUAAUGAAUUCAAGCACUACAACUUCAACUCCAACAACCCAGUGGUUAGCAGAGAGUGUUGCUGGUGUGUUGGUUCGGUUUACAGUGUCCUCUGAUAAGAAACUGCAGCAGUUUUCAGUAGAACAUGGGGUGAUUCCAUUGCUUGUGAAGUUGCUGUCAAGUGGGUCAGUUAUUGCUAGAAGCAGAGCCGCGUCCUCACUGGCUCAGCUAUCCCAGAAUUCACUCUCUCUUAGAAAGUCCAAAACAUCAAGGUGGUUGUGUGUCCCUCCUUCUGCAGAUGCAUUUUGUGAAGUUCAUGAUGGUUACUGCUUUGUCAAAAGCACAUUUUGUUUGGUCAAGGCUGGGGCUAUCCCUCCAUUGGUCCAAGUACUGGAAGGUAAAGAGAGAGAAGCUGAUGAAGCUGCUCUUGCUGCACUUGCGACUCUCUUGCAGGAUGAAAUUUGUGAAAGUGGAAGUAAUUACAUAGCAAAAAGUUCAGGCAUUCAAGCCAUUAUUAAAGUUUUAGAAUCCGGGAUUGUGAAGGCUCAAGAGAAAGCAUUGUGGAUAUUGGAGAGGAUAUUUAGAAUUCAGGAACACAGAGUAAACUAUGGAGAGUCAGCACAGGUGGUGCUCAUUGACCUUGCCCAGAAUGGUGAUUCCAGAUUGAAAUCAACAAUUGCACCAAUAUUGGCACAGCUUGAACUCUUGCAAGGUCAAUCAAGUUACUUCUGAGACAAUUCACGCUGUGUAAGCAACAUUGUGAUUCUUAAUAUUUUCUUAUAUUUUAAUGUAAAAAUAUUCUUUGUUUGCAUCUUUCAUUUUCAUCUUGAUUCUUUGUUUAUUGUGUAAUUAAGAAACAUUUUGCAUUCCAAAUGAAAAUAGUUGAGGAAAUGCUAAAAGUUGUCCUUGUGAAGGUUUAUGACCGAU
This is a messenger RNA of Pistacia vera, 3512 nucleotides long. Its product is annotated as U-box domain-containing protein 44-like. The transcript is spliced from 4 exons. The record is from RefSeq and is a predicted model, not a curated record. Gene Ontology annotation, molecular function: protein binding. NCBI's taxonomy places the organism in Eukaryota, Viridiplantae, Streptophyta, Magnoliopsida, Sapindales, Anacardiaceae. Bases 654 to 3317 code for a protein of 887 amino acids.